UUUCAUUGUUUGGUGAAAAAUAAACUGAUGUGUGAGGAGGUUAUACAUACUGUAAUGUGAAUGACAUGAAAAUGUAUCUGUGACAUGUAUUACUGUACUCUAUGAGGGGGACAAGAACCUUCCAGUGAAGACUGAAUCUUGGAGUGACGUUAAACCUCUUCCCACUGAGGGAGACUUCCUCGAAGUCAGGGAAAGCACACCUACCCAGGUGGACACUGAUAGUGAUGCCAGGAGGACCACACCAAGAGAAAAUACCCCUAUGACACAUGGUUAUUUGCAUGAUGGGGAUGAGGAUACAGGAUUCCCAUAUGAACCCAAUAAAGAGCUCACCACCUCCAGUAGUCUGAACAACCCUGAAAUAUCCACCCCACUCCAUCCCUCAAAUGGAACAACUAGCACAAACGCUGUGGUUUGUAAGACAUUUAAAUGUGUUGGCGUGUUCUGCUUCAGAGAUGCCCAGGCCAGAGUGGAGGCUUGCGAUGGGAACCAGAAGUUCUGUGAGCUGAAGCGGACCUAUCGGCAGUUGACGUGGGUGGACAACCGAGUCACCUGGAGGGCCGGCUGUGUCUCAGACUGCCGUCACGCCGCCCCAUGCUCCUCACCGUACCGCUACAACUGCCACCAGGAGUGCUGCCGAGCCGACCACAUCACUUCCUGUCUCAGGCUGGACGGCUUCCUGCGCAUGGCUGAAUCGUAUGGCAUUUCUGUGACGCCGUCAACUUCACUGGUGCUGAUGCUGGUGCUGAUACCACUGGAGUCGUCAGGUGGCUCUGUUAUGCCAUCCUCCAUGUGCCUGUUGCUGAGGAUGCUGAUGCGGUUGCCAGGUGUAUCAGUCAUGUCAGCCUCCCUGGUGCUGAUGCUGAUGAUGUUGUUGCUUAGCAGCCUGUCAUGUCAGCCUCCCUGGUGCUGGUGCUGAUGCUGAUGAUGUCGUUGCUUAGCAGCCCGUCUCUAGCUUUUGUAAUGGUCUCUGUAGCUUUAAUCCAACACUGUUGAUCCACCAGUCCAGUCAUAUGAACAUUGCAUCGCAACACCAAGCGCUACACUACACUUUAAGAAUGCAUUUUCUGUACACUGGCGCGUGUGUGUGUGUGUGUGUGUGUGUGUGUGUGUGUGUGUGUGUGUGUGUGUGUGUGUGUGUGUGUGUGUGUGUGUGUGUGUGUGUGUGUGUCCGUUUGAGAGAGAGAGAGAGAGAAUAUAACGUAACCUGCUGUUCUAUUCCUCAUACAUUACUGUUGUUGGUACUGUUGAUGUUUUUAUGGUUAUUAUAGCACUCAACAUUAAAAUGUGUUUUACACAGGCUUAGACAAUGUUGUGAGGGUUAUCCACCAAAGGGUGGAGCCAGCCACUAUCUCAGUGAUGUCCAUAAUAACUCAAAGAAAAAUGCAAAAAUAAAAUUGUUGUUUUGCGUCAAACUAAAUUCUGCCAAAAUAUCUGAUGCUUUAUUUGUGGUGUGAUGUGGUGGCACACCACGUGACGAAAUUCAAAAGGAGACGUAGUAAAAAGGGGAGGAGAGACCAAAGGACGAGGAAAUCCGCCAUCUUCUUGAGGUCUACUUUCGUGAUGCCGAGACACUGCUCAGCUGCCGGUUGCAAGUCCCGUGACACCCGAGACUCCCGCAAGGCCGGCGUCACCUUCCACAGGUUGCCAAAAAGAGAGAACCCGAGGAGGGCCCUCUGGAUCUUGAACUCAAAGCGCACUGGGCCUCAGGGCCACGGCCCCUGGGACCCUCAGAGCGAUUUCAUAUACUUCUGCUCCAAGCACUUCACUGCAGAGAGCUUCGAGCUCUCAGGAGUCAGUGGCUAUCGGAGGCUGAAAGACGAUGCGUUGCCCACAGUAUUUGAGGCCUCGGGCCAGAAGGGAAGAGCAGGGAAAAGGGUCACGCGGGGACGGCCAAAUCAAGGAGACACGGGCAAACCAGCCAGGUCCAAAGCUGCUCCUCAGAAAACCGUCCCUGAUGGGCAUGGCGAGCAGCAAACCACUUCAGAUAACGAGAAUGGGAUUGGUGAAGAAGCAAGCUGCACAACAGAGGCAGCCAAUGGGACGACAGCACACAACUCAGAGGCGUGGGCAGGCCCUGUCGCUGCCCCUCCUCCUUCUCAAACCUCAUUGGACACUUCAGCCGUCCAUCUACAAGUCCCCCAACCUGCCUGCGACGCGGACCCCAACCCGGAAAAAAACGCCGACCAGGAACCUCAGCCUCCCGCGUCUCCGCCCCGGCCGCCGUCCCCGUCCCGCUAUAUGCGGCGUCUUCCCCCGCCGCCGGGCUUCUACCUGCCCAAGGAGCACAGCUACGCUCAGCUCUGCCCCCUGGUGUGGAGGAAGCAGUACGACCGCGCCAUCGACAACCUGGAGAAGGCGCUCCGUUUGCUGAGCGCGGCGCGUAGACGGGAGAACCGGCUGCGGCAGGCCCUCUCACGCCUGCAGGAGAGCCGGCUCAAGAACACGCUGUCCAGGCUGCGGGAUGGAGGAGGCGGAGGCGGAGGGGUGCGAGGGAAGGAGGCCAGGGGAGGAGGCAGCAAGGGGAGGCUCUCCAACACCUCCACAGGUGUGGAGAGCAGUGAGCUGGAGGGAGCAACGGCAGAGGCAGCCGAGGACCUGGAUACAGUGGUGGGUGAGGACUCUGGUAGCUGGAGAGGAGGAGGGGGACAGGGUCAGGGGCGAGGGACGAGAGGCGCAGGAGGGGAGGACGAUGACGGCUGCUGCUUCUACUGCGGACGAGGGAGGGGUGACGACGAGGGGCCCAGGGACAGACAAGGCGGGUCCAAGAGGGACGGCAGACGGAGAAGAUUGGCAGCCAAGCGGCGUCGAGACAGAACAUGGGACGAUAUCACGGAUGAUGGAGGAGGAGGAGGAGGAGGAGGAGAUGUUCCUUCAAAGGAGUGUUACUUCUACUACUGCCAAACACCAGAGGCUGAAGAAGACAUGCAACUGGUUACUACCAUGGAGCUUCCACAUCCUCAGCCCGACAAGCCGAGUGAGGCUAGCUUGCGUUUCAUCGCCAACGCGUCCACUAGCCGACCUCUACCACUGGUGCACCAGCAAACCGCCCAGAGCUGCGUACAGAAGAUGCACCACGUGGCAGGGGCGGCUUUUCAACCCACCGUGCGGGACUCUACAGUGCGGGACUCAGGCAGUAGCGCUUCAUUCCAGCUAAUCCAGUCCGGUUCUUCCGUACCACCACAGGGGCAGCAGAUGCUUCUGGCCGAUGUGGUUUCCAGUGAAGGGCAACCUGAUUCCAGUCAGCAACAACAACAACAGGUGUAUUGGCUACAGGACGAUGGAGAGGGAAACCUGUUGCUUGUGGCAACACCCGCCUCCACGGAGGACGGAGAUGGGACUCCAGCCACGGGUCUGGGUGAGGACGUGGACACCCAGACCAUCUUCGUGUCGGAUGUGGGCUUUCAGAGUGGCAUGCUGGGUGUGGCGGACAUGGAGGGGUCGCGAGCUGAGGGCGAGGUUGUGUGCAUGAGGGUUGGAGGUGGUAGUGGUGGUGGUGAUGGUGGUGGGCUGAAUGACAGACUAGCGGGCUUCCACACAAACAUCAGGGGCGCAGUCCUCAGCGGAGAUGUGAGGGAGAAACUCAAAGAACAUUUGGAGGGUUUUCAGCUACAGUUGAGCAAUGAAUUCAUUGACUAAAUAAAAAAGACUGUAUGUACAUAAACUGUACUGACGUUUGUAGACUUUUUGGGUUUGGACUUAAGAUGGUCCUAAUGAGAUUGUCAAGAGUCACUCUGUGUUGUUAUUUUUGUAUGCUACAAAAAAUGUUGGAGCUGUGAAUUCAUGUUCAUAUUUAGUGGAUAGCUACUGCAUAAAUAUUGCGGAUACUCACGGUACAUAGUAACUCUACCAUUUCUUACAUACUAUUAAAUUUUCAAGUUUUAUUUGA
Molecule: messenger RNA, 3886 nt
Organism: Engraulis encrasicolus (European anchovy)
Lineage: Eukaryota; Metazoa; Chordata; Actinopteri; Clupeiformes; Engraulidae
Gene: thap7
Product: THAP domain containing 7
Exons: 9
Coding region: 1435-3636 (733 amino acids)
Biological process (GO): regulation of DNA-templated transcription
Cellular component (GO): nucleus
Source: RefSeq, a predicted model, not a curated record